Molecule: messenger RNA, 6211 nt
Organism: Caenorhabditis sp. 36 PRJEB53466
Lineage: Eukaryota; Metazoa; Nematoda; Chromadorea; Rhabditida; Rhabditidae
Source: the annotation of a GenBank genome assembly
AUGGAGGAUGUGGCGUCGACUACCCAACUGUCCAUAGAUGUUGAAGAUCCAACACUGCCACCACUGCCACCCACAAACCAUCACAGGCAACAGCAGCAAUGGGCACAAGAUCAGAAUCGAAAAAAUUUGUCAUUUGAGAAGUCUGGACAAGGUAGAAAACAUUCCAUGGUAUUGGCCGCAUAGCCAAAAAUGGAACAUUUGAUUUCAGCUACUCGAAAUGCUUCCGAAGACAGUAAGAAUAUCAGGUUUCUUGCCGACAAUGCUCCUCCCACUGGAGCACGAAAAAGAUCACAAAACAAGCGAUUGAACGACUGGAAGCGAAGGUUAUCGGUCAAUCCGGAACUUCUCAGGAAGCAUGGUGAGAUUAUUAUUCGCUCGAAAAGUUUUAAAAAACAGAGAUUAAUUUUUCGAGAAUACUUUGCUGUUCUCUUUCUGCUCCUCGCCAACGUUUUAUAAGUUUUUUCCAAAAAAAAGUUAUGAUGAGAGAGAGGAGGGCUGAAGAAUGAGGAAAGGAACGCAGCAGCAAGAAGAAGCACCUUCCAGCCAGCCAUUUUCCCCUUCAUCCUCUCACUUCAUACAUCAUUUUGUCGUCGACUACGCGACAAGUGCUCCAGCAAGCAUGCUGCAGCCUGGAAGUUCACCACUAACUGCUAGUAAAAUAUCUAUAUUCCCCCAACAUGGUAGGUCUCUGGAUCAGCCAUUUUAGAUCAUUCAAAAGUAGAAAGACAUUCGAGAAGAUAAGCUACUAAUCAAAGUAGUUCUAGGUAGAUGAAAAUUAGUAAAAUAAUAGGCUAAUACGAAAAUCCUUUGUAGGUCAACAUCAUUUUGCACGGUGUCGUGGCGGGGUACACUGGCGCAAGUGCGCUCUAAUGAAAUUUUCCAAAAUUUUGCUUUGGCCUAAUGCUUUAAAGGACCAGGGAACCCAAAAAUUUUUUGAUUAAUUUGUGAAAUUUUUUUGUGACUGUUUGAAUUGUCUCUUAUUGCCUCAUACAUUGGUGAAAUGCUGCCUCUCAAAAAUGCCAAUGAACGAAACGGCAUGCAGUUGAAGUUGUGGCCGUGGCCUAGCGCCAAUGGCCGAAAAAUAUAUAUAAAUAUAUGCGCUUCUCGGCCAUUUUAUUUUUUCCGCUUUUUUACCGGUUUUUUUCCAAAAAUUCACGGUUUCUCCCAUUUUGGCACUUCAUAUCGACUGAAUGAAAACAAUUUUUUAGCAGUGAAAAAAUAAGUAAGUGCCGAACAGAUGUCAAUCAACUGAAAAAUGGGAGAAACCGUGAAUUUUUGGAAAAAAAACCGGUAAAAAAGCGGAAAAAAUAAAAUGGCCGAGAAGCGCAUAUAUUUUUAUAUAUUUUUCGGCCAUUGGCGCUAGGCCACGGCCACAACUUCAACUGCAUGCCGUUUCGUUCAUUGGCAUUUUUGAGAGGCAGCAUUUCACCAGUGUAUGAGGCAAUAAGAGACAAUUCAAACAGUCACAAAAACAUUUCACAAAAACAUCAUAAAAUUUUUGGGUUCCCUGGUCCUUUAAGAUAGAGGCGCUACGCAAUCGACCGUCGGCGGAAGUUCAAAUGUUAGUUUUCGAUGUACCCGUCACGACCCCAUGUUUUGGAGGACUUUGUAAAAGUAACUCUCGAGGCCCUAUAAACUUCUUGACUAGUACUGUUUUGAUUUCGACUUAUCUCUUUUCGGUAGAAAAAAAUGAUUGUCGACUCCCAGAAGAUCUCUAAAAGUACAUCCUUCCUUUUUAUCCUAUCUCUUUCUCUCACAUAUCUUUUCGUAUCGAACCCGAAUAGAUCAUUGGAUCUCUCUCCUCUCCUCGAUUCGCAAAAGAAGAUCAGCGGUGUGAUGAUGCAACCCGCUUCACGUCGAUGUCUCCGAUGAUGUAACAUAAGACCCUAUAACACCAUCGGCGGGCAACAAAUCAACCCGAACAACGUGAAGCGUAAUCGAAGCAUGUCUGCGGCUCCAAUCGGCUCUGGAUAUCUCUUCUCGAUGUCCCACCACUUCGUAGCAUCUUUUUUUAUUUCUUUUUAACUGCUCAAUCAACGCCCUUCUUCUGCUGGUCUUCAUCGGAAUCAGUUAGGACCGAGAAGAUUAUCUUGAAGAGUUUGAACUUCAGAAAUCGAAUCAAUCAAACUUCUUUGAGCAGAAACAGUUGGAGCUGGAGGACUUCGGAAAAAGAGAAACUGGUCGAUUGCUCUCUUGAGGUCCUCUCCCAAUUGUCGCUCUGCCUCAGUGUCUCGUUCAAGAACACCACUUUUCCUCUACUAUUACACCGCCAUUCCGGCUCAUUCCAAUCCAAUCAGACAGAUAUUUUGUCACACGAGAGGGGAGACCACGCCAAACAACUAAACCCUCAACACUAUUUCUACUUCGUCAUGCUUAUCCUUCUGAUUUGGAUAAGUAAUUUUUGUUCACCGGCUUUAUAAUAGUCUUACUCGGACUGAAGAAUGGCAGAGGAACGGAUCAAGUCAAAACUUCGGCGGCCUCCGUCCGUCGAGUCGCGAGCAUCGAAUCGGACUCAGCCUAGGACUAAACUGUCUCCUAUGGCAAUGUUGAUGCCACACAUUAUGGUCGGCGAAUCGUUCCGCAAAUAUCGACCACAUGGUAAUAAAUUCCUCAUGCGAAGGGCUUUUCGCUCUCUUCUUUUCGCUUAUAUCCCUCAAAAAACUUUGAGUAACCUGAUAUCAACAAACGACAUGACACUCAUUUCUGAACUAGAGAGUGUCACGACAGCUUUGACUAUCAAACAUUGCUUUUUGAAAAAAGUACUGAAAUCAUCUCCAUUCGAUGACUAUAGAACCGAACAAACAGUUAGGUUACGAUCUACGUAAUCAGAUCCCUGAAGAAGGUGCAUCGCACAUCAGAAGGUUGAGUGCCGGUGAGAAUUGAAAAGGAAGUAAUUUUACUUGAGAGAAAUUGUCACUUUGCAGGUUUGCGGAACAUUCGGAUGACUGGCCAUUUGAACUGGAAAGAAAUCAGACACAGGUAAUAGAAUGCGUUCUAUACUUUUAUAAUCCCCGCAUAGGUUCGAACGGCAGUCAACAUUUCACGGAAUUUCGCACGCUGCUACUGCGCCGACCAAGAAAUGGCGGUGGUUUUGGUAUACAGCCUUCACGAUAUGCCUGUUCGCUCUGCUCAUUCAAAUAUUCUUCAUCAUAUCCAAAUAUCGUCAAUAUGGUAAAACAGUUGAUCUUGAUGUGAGUUUCGUCGUUGUUCUCAUGCAUUUAGUUGAAUUGAAAAUUGCAGCUCAAAUUCGAAAAUGCUCCAUUUCCGUCUAUCACGAUAUGCAACUUGAAUCCGUACAAGAAGAGUGCAAUACAGUCCAAUCCGCAUACUAAAGCAAUGGUACGCUACUAAACAUUUAAUUUUUAGUAAACUACGAUCGUUAAAUCCAGAUGGAAGCCUACACUCGGAGAAUUGGCUCCGGUGACAAGGCGGAAGGCAUUGCGGCAGCGUUAUCAGCAACCGGAGGUCUGCACGCGAAAGUUCGAAGAGCGAAGAGAAAGGCAAAAGGAAAAUCGCGGUUACGAGACAGGCGAUACCAUCAGGCAUUCGCUCAGUGCUUAUGUGACAUUGAGCCGCUGACUGGAGACAGGAAAGGAUCCUGUUUUGCCGCAUUCAAAGGAAAGAUUGAGAUAGACACGAAUUCGACUGCUGGCCUCAUGAAUCUACACACUUCAAAGUGUCUCUGCCAGUUAGAUACUGUGUCGAGGACCCUCUGGCCGUGCUUUCCUUGUAUGUUUUUUAUUUUUUCUAUCAGCCUUUCAAAUGAUCGUCGUUUCAGAUGCCUCUUGGAAAGAGAAACUUUGUGCUGAAUGCGUUGACAACACGGGGCACUGCCCGAUGAGAUUCUACAAAGGAAACGAACUCUAUGAGAACAUCAAGGAGCAAGUUGAUCUGUGUUUGUGUCACAAGGAGUACAAUCACUGUGUUUCCACGAGAGAUGACGGGAUAAUAAUUGAAAUUAACCCGAAUGAAGAACUUGGAAAUAUUGAUAUUGGAUCGAAAGUGGCAUCGCAGCUGAAUGCUCGGGAAGAAAAGAUGGCCGAAACGACAACUACGGAAGCUCCGACAGUCACUCAGGCACUUGGAUUCGAAGAACUUUCUGAUGACAUCGCUAUCACUUCACAAGCACAAGAGAAUCUUAUGUUCGCAGUUGGAGAAAUGUCAGAGAAUGCAAAAGAGGGAAUGUCGUAUGUGCUCGACGAGCUCAUUUUGAAAUGCUCAUUCAAUCAAAAGGACUGUCAUAUGGACAGGGACUUCACACUUCACUACGAUAACACUUUUGGCAACUGCUACACUUUCAACUACAAUCGAACAGCUGAAGUGGCAUCGCACAGAGCAGGAGCUAAUUACGGUCUCCGAGUUCUUCUGUACGCCAAUGUGAGUGAGUAUUUGCCGACAACGGAAGCUGUAGGGUUUCGGAUAACUGUUCAUGACAAGUUUACGGUACCCUUUCCGGAUGCUUUCGGAUAUUCUGCUCCAACAGGCUUCAUGUCUUCUUUUGGAGUGCGCAUGGUGAGUUUCUCUCCGUAGUACAAACGAGCAUUGUGCUUUUUUAGAAAAAAUUCAUUCGGCUGGAACCACCAUACGGACACUGUCGACAUGGUGGAGAAGACUCUGACACGUUCGCUUAUUUUGGAUUCAAUUAUUCCGUAGAGGCUUGUCAUAGAAGUUGCGCUCAAAAAGUUAUUAUCGAUGCUUGUGGUUGUGCUGAUCCGAUGUAUCCUGUGGCUGAAAUUUUUGGGAAUGACACAAAACCGUGCCAGGCCGUGAACAUGGAGCAGAGAGAAUGCCUACGGAACACCACGCUCUAUCUGGGGGAGCUGUAUUCGAAAGGAAAAGAUGUGAUCCCAGACUGUUAUUGUCAUCAACCAUGCCAGUGAGUCUUUUUUCUUAAUCCUCCCUAAUAUUUCCUUAUUUCUAGAGAAACAAACUAUGAAGUUACGUACUCUUCUGCCAGGUGGCCAUCUGGAUCCGCCAAAGUCAUGGAAUGCCUUCCUGGAGACUUUCUCUGUUUAGAAAAGUAUCGUAAGAACGCAGCAAUGGUCCAGAUAUUCUAUGAAGAGCUGAACUACGAAACAAUGCAAGAAAGUCCGGCCUACACUCUAACUUCCGUACUUGCCGAUCUUGGUGGUUUGACUGGAUUGUGGAUUGGUGCGUCGGUGGUAUCUCUUUUGGAAAUAGUUUCGCUCGUCGUGUUCGCAACUCAAGCAUACGUACGGAAGAGAAAAGGGUGAGUCGAGUUAAAAAAGUAACCAGAGUAGUGUAGAAAGUCGAGUUGCAUGUCAAACUAGGAUCUAACAAGAUCUGUCGCGAUCCGUACUUGCAGCUCCAUCUCGGCCCAGUCACACCAUUCCAUACCCGUCCAUAGAGCUUCCAGGGUAUCCUUGAAUACUCUGCACAAGAGCAGCACAACACAGAGUGUCAAGUUGUCCGUCAUGGAUAUUCGAUCACUCAAAUCCAUUCACUCGAAUCACUCUUCGAAAAGCAAGCAAUCUAUUUUGAUAGAAGACAUGCCACCGGCUAUUCAGGUUGGCAGAAAACUUUCUCCUCAGAAACUGAUUGAAGAUUCAGGAGCAAAGUGACGACGAAGAAGAAACGACAGAAUCCUCGCGUACAAAUGGUUCUUGUCGUUAUCUGGCUCCAGGAGAAGAUCUUCCAUGUCUUUGCAAGUACAAUCCAGACGGAACAAUACGUGUGAUGAAGGCGUUAUGUCCAGUACAUGGAUACAUGGUCCGGAGGAACUACGACUACAGGUAGCUUAAACUUUUCCCGUAUUCUGAAUCAAAAAAAAUUGCCAGUGUCUCUAACAGUGAAGAGGAGGAGAUUGAAGAUGAGGUCCAUCAAGAGGAGCCAUUCUAUACAGCUCCCUACCAACAUCGCAAAAAGUGAGAGAAUUAGAAAGGAGAAUCGUUUGUUGUGGUAUGCUUCGCACUCUUUACUUCUCAGGAGUCCUGACUUCAUUCACUGAAAGUCGUAGGCAGUAGAUUCUUCGCAUGUUAUGUACAUCUUUCCAUCUACCUUCCCUUUUUAACACUUUACCUUCUCACGUCUUGCCUUUCAAGCUGAAGGCAAGUGAUCAUGUUACAGAAGUCAGAGUAAUCGGAAGUCUCUCCGUCGAUCGACAACAGCAGCAGAUGAGGAUCUUGCCAUGGAGGCUCACAACGAUUCAGACGGAAGACCGAUCUCACCGGCCGAUCAAGGUUCCCCUUAG